Paramecium sonneborni is the source of this 677-nucleotide messenger RNA. The record is from the annotation of a GenBank genome assembly. NCBI's taxonomy places the organism in Eukaryota, Ciliophora, Oligohymenophorea, Peniculida, Parameciidae.
AUGAAAGGGUGGUAGAAUUUCAAAAUAAUUUGUUAAAAAGUGAAUUGUGAAGAAAAAGAAUUAUUAAAGAUUGAUGAGUUUGAAAACAAUCCCUAUAUAAUUGGGAAUAAAUAAUAUGAAGAUGGGUUUAUUUAAUAUUAAAUUCCUUAUUAAGAAUGUGUAUCAUUAAAUGACUUAUAUGAUGCUAUUGUAUUUAAUAUUCAUUUAUUUAGAAAUCUUAAUAUGUUGUCAUCUUUAAAGCCUAAGCCAUCUUAAUUAUUUAAGCCAUUUUAUAACAUUUAUUUAAAAUGGCUGAAAAAAAAUUAUGUCAUUGUUAAUUGAAUUUAUACAAUAUUUUUAUCAAACUCAAGAACGAAUCUAAUCAAUUUACUACUUAUCAAUCAAUUAUAGAAAUAGAUAAAAUUUAUUUUGUUUAAUAUUUAAGUAUUUCAAAGACUUUAAAUGAAGAAGAUGAAAAUAUUUGUAUGGAUGUGAAAGCUAUUAAAAAAAUUAUUAAAUAAUUUCUAGAAUUAUAUUAAGAUGAAAGAAUUUAGAAAUUGUUAGAAAAUUUAAAAAAAGUAAGUAAUAUAAAUAAUAAAAAACAAUUUAAAGACAUGAUUGAAAUAGUUAAUCAAUUUAUUAAAGAGUAAGCAUUUAAAAUCUAAAUUUAGUUUUGUUGAUAUAUCUAAAUAAACAAU